GCUCUUCCUCGUCCUGUUGCUGCCCUCGUCAACGUUGUGGGCAUCACCAUCAGGUACAAUCGCCGACCUCCACAACACGGAUUUUACGUCGCUGGUAGUCCGCCCACCAUGUGUGAUGUCUCCUGUGCCCAGGGAGGGGAAGGAGGAACGCGAAGGUGCAAUCGACAUCGGCAAAGCACCGGCAGCGAGCGAAGAACGACCCAUAUCCGGAGACUUGACGCCGAAGCUGAUGUUGCUGCUGCUGCGGCUGGGGAAGAGGGGGGGAGCGUGCACCAGGCUCUGUGUGGUGGGAUCGUGGCGGGCGUGCUCUUCGGCGGUGUCUUGGGAGGCAUCGUUGUGGGUGCGGCCGCGGUCGGAGCCUCGAUAGUCUCGAGGCGCGGCAGGGACAGGGGGGACGAUGAUGUUCGCGUUGUUUCCUAUAGCCCCGCCGCCGCCGCCGCCCCUGCCGCGGGGCGUGGCGGGGUAGCGGGCUACGGGGACAUGGUCAUGACUCGCGAACAGGCGAUGCUUGCCACCGGCAGAGCGAUCAGCACAGCGACGUGCGCUGCUGCUGCUGCUGCUGCCCUCGGGCAGGCGGGGGGUCGCGGGGCGGACGGCGUUGCCAGCGCUGGCGAGGCCCUGCUGCUCCCCUCGGCGCGGCCCGUGUCGAACCCCGUCGCGAUUCCAUGCACGUCAAGCUCCAUCCGGACGGCACGCCGGUUGACAGCGGUGACCGCCACCCCGGCGCACGCCAACAACGUCGUGUUUGGGGUCCCGAUGAGCUGCGGCGAAACCGGGGGGGGUGCUAAUAAUGACACCGCCGGGGGCCCCGCCACCGCCGCCGGCCUAGGAGCAGGAGCACCAACUGUGGUGGCGACGGACAGCAGUAGCAGCAGCAGCAGCAGCAGCAGCAGCAGCAGCAGCAGCAGCAGCAACAUUGCGGACACUGCGCGGAGAUGGUUGUGGGGCGGCACGGGCGGUGUCAACGUGAACGACGGCUGGGCUGCUGCUGCUGCGGCGGCGGCGGCCGAUGGCGACGAAGAGGCAGGGGAAGACUGGUGGGCGGGGGAGGAGUUCGAGGAGGACUGGGCGUGCGUUUUUGAGGCGUACUGUCCCGAGGGGGGCUCCGGGAGGAUGCCCUGUCUCGUCGCCCGAGAGCCUCUUCAAGGCUCCGGGGUGAACGUACGCAUGGCGAGAGCCAUCCUACAGAUCGCGGAUUGGCAACACAGAGGAGACCUGGGGCUCGACGAGUUUUCCCUGGCAAUGUAUCUUUGCCGACGGCAACGCCUGGGGGAAGGCGUCCCGUCGAUGCUGGAGGCGUGGAUGAUACCGCCAAGCCUUCGCGAAGCCCGGGGAUGCCGAGACAACGGCCCCUCCCCCGCGUACCCGUCGUGAUUUGCGACGUGAGAGAGGGAGAGAGAGAGAGAGAGAGAGAGAGAACGCGCAUCGAGGGAAGGCACCUGUGGCGUGCGCUGACUUGGAUGCUCUGAUCGGCAUGGUGCACAAAACAAGGUAACAAGGUGUCCAGCAUGUUUAUUGCAGGAGUCGUAAUGUCGUUGUUGUGCAUUGCGUGCUGGUUGGUGGCCGGUUCAGUCCGCCUAACGGAAGACAGACGCAGCAGGGGCGAGUGCGCGUCGUUCCAGCUUUGCUGUAAAUAAAGGGAAGGGAAUUAGCUCUCAGAUGGGUUCAUUUGCCCAAGAGAGGGCUCCUGCAAGGCCAACCAACCCCCUUGGCAAGCAACCCCUUUCCUUUCCGCCGAGCUCGGGGACUGGAUCUCGGGCCAAGGGGGGUCGGAGGAAGGGACUAAAGAGAGGGAAGGGUGUGAGCGGGUUAAAGGUGGUCGUCGUGGUCGUGCCUAGAGCAUGAACAAUUCCUAGAUGCUUCCCGCUGGAUAGACACCGGGCGGAGCGAGGUCCGUGUGUGCUCAAGCGUUGUUUAGUCGCUGGAAUGUUUCGCGAUGGAUAGAGAGCGGCGGCGCGGGGGGGGGGCUGACGUACGGUCGUGGCAGCUAAGCAGCAGCAGGGAUUUCGCGGCCGUUUUUUUCAGCGAACCAACCCCCCGACCAGCAGCCUCCGGUUGUGUACGUACGCGCGUUGGAGAUGACCAGCAGAUGCGCGAAAUAAUUGAAAAGAACUGUAGCGUGAUCAUGUGUGUUGAAGUAUCUUGGCCUUGUUCUACCAGUUGAUUGGUGUAUAUGUAGAUAGCAACCUGGUGCGGGCGAACUUCUUUUUUUGUAGAGACGUACCCCCCCCCCCCCCCCCCNACGCUUACGAGCAGGGCAGUCUGAAACGGUAAGAAGACCUUGUUUGUCUGUUGUUGAUGGUGGUCGCUGUCGAGGCUGGCGAUCCCGAUGGCUGGGUUUCAGUUUGGCGUUGCCUUGGUUUUUCCCAUCCAGGUUGGCUUGCCGCGACCAAUGUUAUUUGAAGGGGGGGCGGGCAAACCCGUGUGUUGUGUGUUUUGACGUCCCGAAAAAAGCAACAAACCGGAAUGAAUAUUACCAUAGCCGGUUGCGUUAUGUACAUAUGCGCAUGGACCUUUUUUCCUUUUCUGUCGAGAUGUAUUGAUAAGCGACCGCGUCAAACGUAUUUGUCACAAGAUUCGCGCCUUUGCGGAGCACUUUUCUGUGCUCUACCGCUGUGUGCUGUUGGUGCUCCCCACACGUUUUACUUGGUUCACUAGUGCAUUUGCGGGAGAUGUACAUGGGCCGAAGUAUGGUUUGCAUGAAGCUUUUUGCGAGUAAAUUAUCUGCUGCGACGCAUGUUUGUAAGCGGAUGGUGAGUGGCUCAUUCGUGCAUUACCUCGAUCCGCGCCUUGUUUUUCAAGCGGCGGGUUCGAUCCAUUCACCCCCCC
This is a messenger RNA of Ectocarpus sp. CCAP 1310/34, 2829 nucleotides long. Lineage: Eukaryota; Phaeophyceae; Ectocarpales; Ectocarpaceae. The record is from the annotation of a GenBank genome assembly.